UAUCGCACAAGUGAUCUACAUAAUAUAUAAAUCCAUUCUGAAUGCAGGUGCUGGGUAUAAUUGAAAUUUGGUCAGAUUCUUUAGAAGUGAUUGACUGUUUGCCGAUGUUAGUUCUCAGCACGGUAUCGAUAAGUAAACUGAUUUGUGCAAUAUAUACGUUAUCAGAGAUUAAAAUACUUUUGACGAGAAUGCGACAGUAUUGGUAUUCUCCAAAGUCGGAUGAAGAGACUAGAAUUCUGCUUUCAUACGCAUUGUAUGGAAAGAAAUUAAGCUACGUUUAUACAGGCGAGUUGUUUCUCUCUGUGAUAACGAGUACGGAAGAUGUGAAUCACUUGUUGAAACACACUAGUUAUCUAAGCGCACUUUUACUCAACACAUUCGUUGAAAAUUGGCAAGGUCAGAAAAUAAUAGAUUCCAGCGAAAAGGUGUAUGAAUCCGCAUACAAUGCGGAAUGGUACAAAAUGCCAAUAGCGCAAAGAAAGCUUUUCAUUAUGAUCAUGAUGAAAAGCAGAAAAUCAUUGAAAAUAACCGCGGGUAAUUUUGUUAACUUGUCAUAUGUAAAUUUCAAUGCAGUGAGUAAAACGAUAGCUUAGUUAUAAUAGGGAAGACUAGGGACAGUUGUUACAAUUUUUAGAAAUAUA
This is a messenger RNA of Acromyrmex echinatior (Panamanian leafcutter ant), 641 nucleotides long. RefSeq lists its product as uncharacterized. NCBI's taxonomy places the organism in Eukaryota, Metazoa, Arthropoda, Insecta, Hymenoptera, Formicidae. Gene Ontology annotation, biological process: sensory perception of smell; detection of chemical stimulus involved in sensory perception of smell. Gene Ontology annotation, molecular function: odorant binding; olfactory receptor activity. Gene Ontology annotation, cellular component: plasma membrane. The record is from RefSeq and is a predicted model, not a curated record.